Messenger RNA from Trichoderma reesei QM6a, 1401 nucleotides. Its product is annotated as G-protein coupled receptor protein. Gene Ontology annotation, cellular component: plasma membrane. The record is from RefSeq and is a predicted model, not a curated record. Gene Ontology annotation, molecular function: G protein-coupled receptor activity. The coding region runs from base 1 to 1401 and encodes 466 amino acids. The transcript has 4 exons. NCBI's taxonomy places the organism in Eukaryota, Fungi, Ascomycota, Sordariomycetes, Hypocreales, Hypocreaceae. Gene Ontology annotation, biological process: adenylate cyclase-activating G protein-coupled receptor signaling pathway; cell surface receptor signaling pathway.
AUGGACUUUAACACGACCUUGGACCCCGUUGCGGUGGAUGAUGAGCAGUUGAGCCAUCACCAAAUCAACACGCUCGUCCUUGUCGAGCGAAUUGGCGGCACCCUCAGCCUGAUUUCAGUGAUGCUCAUCUUCAUCACCUACUGGUUGGUUCGACGAGUGCGCAAUGUGCAAAACACCUUCAUCGUCUUUGCCAGUGUGUCGAACAUUGGCGCCAGUAUCGGAAGCAUCAUUGCUUACGAUGGCAUGGAAGCCGGCCAAAGAACGGCUUUGUGCCAGGCUCAGAGUUUCAUGUUCGAAAUGUUCAUGCAGUCGGAUCCCUGGUGGUCUCUCGCCAUGGCUGUCAACGUCUUCCUCGUCUUUUAUUUCCAUACAAAUCCAGACUCUUUCCGCAAGCGCUGGUGGAUCUACUGCUUGAUCUGCUACGGAGGACCCUUUGUCAUUGCUCUGACUCUUCUCCUUGUCAGAAGUCCUCGUGGUUUAGUGUACGGUGGAGCUACAAUCUGGUGCUGGGUGGACAAGGAAUGGGACUACAUUCGGAUCUACACAUACUACAUGCUCAUCUGGAUAUGCAUCGUUGGCUCCAUCCUCUGUUACUUCUUGGUUGGAUGGCACGUCUUUCGCAUGAGAAAUCGGCUCCGCAGUUUUUCCACGUCCAGGAACAGAGAAAAGGACAGAGAAGCGGACCAGGGUCGAGGAGAGACGGCACACAAUGGCUUCUAUGGCACUGUCACCACCGAGGUCCAGGUGACGCACACUCUGGCCGACUCCGUCCCUCCAGAGCCGCAACCAGCUUAUAUUCCACGGACUACCAGGCAUGUUUCGUUUGACAACCCAGAACCCGAAAUUCAGCCCUCUUCCGACAACCAGUACUAUUCGUCCGUCACAACCGCUCCUCCACAAGAGGUCCCUCCUCCGCCCUCCUUGUUACAACGUUUCAAGACGACGGUCACAGCAAUUACGAGCAAGUUCCGCGUCGGCGACCCCAUCAAGAGAGCGUAUCUGAGGACGAGUUUCUUGUUCGCGCUGAGCGUGCUGGUCACCUGGAUCCCCAGCAGCCUCAAUCGUAUCCAUGGCUGGCUUGAUGGGGGAUCCCCUUACGAGUUCCAUGUUGCCACCGCGGCAGUUUUGCCGCUGCAAGGACUAUGGAAUGGAAUCAUCUUCUUCGUUACUAGUUGGCGCAGCAUAAAGGCAUGGAUCAACGAGACGUUCAAAGCCAGCGCUGCCGUCAUUGACCGUCACAAAGCAGACGAGCUCGGCAUGAACGAGCGCACUGCUGGCCCAUUGAAUCCAUUGAACCGAUGCGAGUCUUUUAUGGAUGAUGGAGACUCUGCAACCAUCGGCAGCGAUGUGGAGCUCAGGCGUGUGCCCAACUCGGGGACAAAGACGGCACAUCCUCUAUAG